Trichoderma breve is the source of this 969-nucleotide messenger RNA. Its product is annotated as short chain dehydrogenase domain-containing protein. The transcript has 4 exons. The record is from RefSeq and is a predicted model, not a curated record. Bases 1 to 969 code for a protein of 322 amino acids. NCBI's taxonomy places the organism in Eukaryota, Fungi, Ascomycota, Sordariomycetes, Hypocreales, Hypocreaceae.
AUGACACGCCAAAAGGAAGAAGAGUUUCAAGUGGCUGAUAUGCCUAAUUUGAGUGGCUAUGUUGCUAUUGUCACAGGCGGCAAUUCUGGCAUUGGAUACGAAACAACGCUUCAGUUGGCUAAUCAUGGAGCCCGAGUAUAUAUCGCAAGCAGAUCAAAAACCCGCGUUGAGGCAGCAAUCAAGGCCAUGAAAAGCGGAAACAGUGGUCUAGACAUUCACUUUCUCAAGCUAGACUUGCAAGAUCUUCAGAGCAUCAAGACUACCGCUGAGGAAUUUUCACAAAAGGAGCCUCGUCUGGAUAUACUCAUCAAUAAUGCCGGCAUAAUGGCGUGUCCUUACGAGCUAACCAAGGAUGGAUACGAACUGCAGUGGCAAACUUGCUUUCUGGGGCAUCAUGCUUUUACAAUGUCUUUACUUCCUCUUCUACGUUCAGCUGCGGAAAGUAGCCACAGCAGAGACCGAGUGAGAAUUGUAAAUGUCUCAAGUGAUGCUGCUACAAGCAUGGGACCGGAUAGCAUCAAUUAUAAAGAUCCUAAUCUGGCUGAUUUGAAAGGAAUGACCGCCCCAUGGAAACGUUACGGCCAUUCGAAGCAAGCCAGUAUCAUUGUUGCCAAGGCAAUCACAGACCGUUACAAAUCCAUUGGCAUUACAGCUUAUUCUUUACAUCCGGGUAUCAUCAAGUCAAAUCUCCAGAGCCACGAUACUUCCUUUCUUGGCAUGUUGUCUCGAACCGCGAUGAGAAUUUUUCCGACUCUUUCGCCAGCUGAUGGGGCACGCACCAGCUUGUAUUGUGCUACAAGCCCCAAUGCUCCCUCAUAUGCUGGCCGGUAUUUCGUGCCGUUUGGGAAGGUUGGAACAAAGGAGAAUAGGUGGCUGGAUGAUGCAAAAACCGUCGACAGACUUUGGACGCUCGCAAAUAAUCAGCUCAGAGAUCACGGGUUUGUAAUCGAUGAUAAUGCUGGUAAAUGA